AUGCAAACGUUAAGUAUGGACACACCCACACGUAGCAGUACACUAUUUGUAUCAUGUGACGGUGAUGUAUUUGACGUGCACACCAUUGGGGACGGUACAGUUUCCGGUACAUUCUACAAGGCUGGUGAUGUGGCCAAGCUCGUUGUAGUUAUGGGGGCAAAGAUUGUAAAGGCAUCAGUUGACGAUGAGCUGUGUUUCCGAUUCGGAUCGGACGCGACUGAUCCUGUCUACAUUUCACUAGACGGGCUCGUUCAGUACAUGUUUACAAGUAGAAAGGACAGGAAGGGGCCAUAUGGUAAGUGGAUGCUGGAUAUCCUACACCCAUUCAUGCUGCGCGACGACGUGGCAAUUAUCGAGCUGGCGAAGGAGUCUCUCUCCAAGACUAUUCCUCCAGAAAUGGCUGUUUGUUUUGAGAUGGGGAUCUACCUCAUCCUCGUCGGGACCGUGGAGCAGUUGCAGGACAAGUGCACUGUACCCACUGACGCAGACGACAACCACGUCGUGGUCAAGCUCGGUAUGUCCAAAACAAGUAUCAUGCGUCGACUGACUGCACAUGAAGGCCGAGAAGGCAGUCAAGGACUUUUCCACGAGCUCCACGACGCGAAGCCGUUCAUGUACGAGGGGCAGACGGAAGUAUUUUCUCUUCCGCGCGAAAAGCUCCAGGGUAUAGUGGGCCACUUUACUAACAUUGCUAAGGAAGUGGGGAGCGUGAAUGUGACACACAGUCUGUCUCACAUCAUCGAGACUCUCAAGCUGAACCUUGAGCAUACAUCUGAUAUUAAGAAAACUCUGGAUGCAGAGAAUGUCGUGUUAAAAGACGAGAAGGUCAUCUUGAAGGAGAAGAACGCGCGUUUGUCACAACGCUUGAACUUGAUCUCUGAACGUCGUGACGACGAUCAAUACAAGCACGCCGAAGAAUUGAGAGAGAUCAGAACCAAACUUGAUCUGGCCAACGUGCAAAUUACGCGGCUCGGUAUGUCAGCACCAAUGCGUAAACGCCUCAGACUUGACGAUUAG
Messenger RNA from Sphaeroforma arctica JP610, 1017 nucleotides. RefSeq lists its product as hypothetical. The transcript is spliced from 2 exons. Lineage: Eukaryota; Ichthyosporea; Ichthyophonida. Bases 1 to 1017 code for a protein of 338 amino acids. The record is from RefSeq and is a predicted model, not a curated record.